This is a messenger RNA of Micropterus dolomieu (smallmouth bass), 5747 nucleotides long. RefSeq names its product crumbs cell polarity complex component 1 (gene crb1). Gene Ontology annotation, biological process: heterophilic cell-cell adhesion; establishment or maintenance of epithelial cell apical/basal polarity. The record is from RefSeq and is a predicted model, not a curated record. The transcript has 14 exons. Bases 464 to 4420 code for a protein of 1318 amino acids. Gene Ontology annotation, molecular function: calcium ion binding. Lineage: Eukaryota; Metazoa; Chordata; Actinopteri; Centrarchiformes; Centrarchidae. Gene Ontology annotation, cellular component: plasma membrane; protein-containing complex.
CUGGCUCUCAUGGAUUCAGACAUCCUGGUAUCGCGGUGGAGAUGUUACAUUGAGGUCCUGGCAAUACAAUUCUGAAACUCUGAAAAAGUCAUGUGGGCGAGAAGCUCGUUUUAUUUGCCAAAAAAAAGAGAACCGUCUCCUCCACUGUCCUCUGAGCUUCAACUUCCUGGUCACGUUGCCAUGGAAACGCUUACCGUUUUAAAAUUGCUGCAACCCCCUCCCAUAUAAUCUGUCACUGCCCCGCUCUGCACGCACGGGAGGGUGUUGAGCGCCACGCUCUAGUUUUUUUUUAUUUAUUUCGUGUGUGAUGGAGGGACUUGAUGGUGCUCCAUCAAGAAGAGAAGUGUGCAUCAAGUGGCUCUGGAGUUGAAAACAGAUGAGUCGCAGCAGGCAGAAGCAGAAGCAGAGAGAUACGCUGUAUGACAUGACUUCAACACAACGAGCAGGAUGAUUUCCUGUCACGAUGAUGGAUUUAAUUCGUUAUCCUAAUUUUGAAUUACUGGCAUGCACAAUUCUCAUCUCAUCACUGUUUGUGAUAUAUGGUGCAUCCCCAGUGGGGGACCAGUGCUCUCCAAACCCGUGCCAAAACAGUGCCUUAUGCAGAAUCCGAGGGGACGGCUACUCGUGCUUCUGUGUGCCGGGGUUCCAGGGUGCUCAUUGCCAGAUUGAUGUGAAUGAAUGUGUUUCACAGCCCUGCAGGAAUGGAGCCACCUGUGUGGACAGAGUGGGCAGUUUCUCCUGUCUGUGUUCUCCUGGGUUCACUGGGGCCACUUGUGAGGUCCAGAUUGAUGAGUGUCAGUCAAAGCCAUGUAUCAAUGGCGGUAGUUGCCAUGACUACGUCGGUGGCUUCACAUGCACCUGCCUGCCUGGUUUCCAAGGACACCGGUGCGAAAUCAACAUUGACCAAUGCCAAGAGCACCCAUGCCAAAAUGGGGCUCUGUGUAUAGAUGGAGUGAAUGACUACAGCUGUGACUGCUCUCACACAGGCUUCACUGGCAGACACUGUGAGACACUACUCCCAGCCUGCCACUCUGAACCCUGCUUCAACAGCGCCAUCUGCAAGGACAACCGGGGUAACUACACCUGUGAAUGCUGGCCAGGGUUUGAGGGGCGUCAUUGUGAUAUCGACAUCAAUGAGUGUGGCAGCAGCCCCUGCAUGCAUGGAGGUCGCUGCAUUGAGAGGUCAUGGCAGGCCCUGUAUGGCAGCGAGGCUCUACUGCCUGAACACUAUGACCAGCAGCAUGCUGCAGGCUACAUCUGCAGCUGUCCUCUAGGAACAAAAGGUUCCCUCUGCCAGGAGGUGAUAAACCAGUGUGACCCCAGUCCCUGCAAGAAUGGGGGCAGGUGUGAGAGCCAUGUUGAAGGCUAUAUUUGCCACUGUCUCAAACAGAGUCAUGAUGGCUUUCUCUAUGGAGGUAUAAACUGUGAUGUGAGGCUAGUGGGCUGUGAGGGACAUGAAUGCCAGAACCAAGGCUCCUGCUCUCCUUUCAUGUUGGAUGGGACUCACGGAUACACCUGUUCCUGCUCACAUGGGUACACUGGACCCCUCUGUAAGACCCCCACCACCUUCUCCUUUGAACGCAGAGGCUACCUGCUGCUGCAGAGUCCCUUGGUGGAUGCAGAGGAGUCCUGCAACAUCACCCUCAGCUUCAAGACUGUUCUGCCCAGAGCGAUGUUGUUCCAGCGGAACAGCAGGGGGCUGCUGCUGAUCCUGGUGCUGGACAAAGGGCAGCUCCGUCUCACACUGAGAAAGGAGGCCUCUGCUGGGGCUGAAGCAGAAAGUCCAAGCCAGGUCCUGGAGCUUCCACAUAAUGUCACAGAUGGAGAGUGGCAUUCUGUAGAGGCUGUGCUUGGAAACUGGGUGCUCAGUCUGAAACUCUUGGAUGAUAAUGGGAGCUGUGGGAGCCAGUCAUGCCACAGGGUGGCCCCAGUCCCAAGCACCCUGGCCGGGCUGGCGUCAAGUCCUCAGAACACUUUCAUUGGAGGAGUUCUUCAGGACUCAACUGGCUCCAGUCAAGACUCUCCUCUCCCAGCAUUCAUGGGCUGCAUGCGGGAUGUGUUUGUGGACUGGCAGCUUGUCGUCCCUGAGGAAUGGCUGAGCAACUCAGCUGCUAAUGUGUCCCCUGGCUGCAGCCACAGGGACCGUUGCCUGGACGUGCCUUGCCAAAACAGAGGACAGUGUGUCAACCUGUGGCAGAGCUACCAGUGCCGAUGUCCAAGGCCUUAUGAGGGGCAGGACUGUGAGGAGGAGCAUGUGACUGCACGCUUUGGGCAUGAGGACUCUCAGAGUUUUGCAGCAUUCACUGUCACAGAUGAUCUCGGUCACAACCUCUUCAUCUCCCUCUUCCUGCGUACACGGAGACACAAUGGACUCCUUCUGGUGCUCGCCAACAGCAGCAGCCAGUACUUGCACAUGUGGCUGGAGGACGGCAAGGUGACAGUUCAGGUCAAUAACUUUGAAAGCCUGAAGGCAGAGAGUGCGAUCAAUAAUGGGGAAGUCCACUUUGUGAGUGUGGAGAUGGUGAAGGAUCGUAUGGCACUGUAUGUAGCAGCUCAAAUACAGGGUGAUGUUGAAAUCGGGACAGUUAAUGUCCAAGCAGGAGAUACUGUGUAUGUGGGAGGUCUUUUGGAAAGUAGGAGGACUUCAGAAUUUGGGGGAUAUUUUAAAGGCUGUAUCCAGGACUUGAGGAUCAAUGACAGGAGGCUGCAGUUCUUUGGAUUGGACACGUCAGUGAGAUCAUAUCCUCUGGAGCUCAUGGAAAAUGUGACUACUGGAUGCUCUGGGGACAAUGCCUGCAGUAGGAACCCUUGUCUAAAUGGUGGGAUGUGCUACUCCAUGUGGGAUGACUUCACCUGCACCUGCCCUCUCAGGACAGCAGGGCGGCGCUGUGAAGAGGUCAAGUGGUGCGAGCUGUCACCUUGCCCCACAGACUCAGAGUGCAGGAUGCUGAACCAGGGAUAUGAAUGCUACUCCAAUGCAACUUUCCUGAAUGACAGCACUGUGUUGUCCUACCGGGGAAAUGGCCAAAUAUUCCGCAAUCUAACUAACCUCUCCCUAAACCUGCGCACACGAAAGCGUAAUGCAGCCAUACUCCAUGCAGAGAAGGGCUCAGCAUUCAUCACACUCUCUGUCCAGGAUGGUUUCCUCUUCAUGGAGCUUCAGAGCACCACUGAGGAUUACAUCGAGGAAGAGGAUGGAGAGCACCGCGUGUCUGUAAAUCUCAGCAGCAGGAUUAGCGUUACUGAUGGUGAGUGGCACAGCGUCCACCUGUUCAUGGCAACGCCAUGGGCCCAGACCUCCCGCUGGACUCUGGUGCUGGAUGAAGAAAUAGAGGAAGCCAGUACUUCCAGGAGCAAAGGAGGCAACCUGGAUUUCCUCAGGCAGGGGGUGGACAUCUUCUUAGGGGGCCUUGCCCCUGAUGCUGGGUGGUCCCUGACUGGGUGCCUGAGCACAGUAGAGCUGGGUGGCAUUGCCUUGCCUUACCUCAGCUCCUCUGAUGUGAACCUCCCCCGCCUGCAGGAGGAGCAGUUCAUCCAGACAUCACUGCAUUUGCCGCUCCUCGGCUGCAGUGGGGGCCCUGUGUGUGAGCCCAACCCCUGCCUGAACGGAGGGGAUUGCCAGGAUCUCUUCAACACCUACAACUGUAGCUGUGCCGACGGUUGGGCCGGGAGACGCUGCGACUUCUUCACUGACACCUGCGCUUCAAGUCCCUGUGUUCACGGCAACUGCAGCGUGAACGGGCUGGCCUACGUGUGCACCUGUGAGUUUGGCUACGCAGGUGUGGACUGUGAUGAGGAGGUGGAUAUGUGUAUAAACCACCUGUGUGCCCAUGGAGGCACCUGUCUGCACGGGCCGGAUAGGUACGCCUGUCUCUGCCCUGAAAACUACACUGGACCCCUCUGCAAUGAACGUGUUGAAGAAAUUCCGUGGUACAUUGCUGUCAGAAAUGUACGACCUAAGCUACCUGUUUCUGUGUGCGGCGAUGACACUAGAAACUACACCUGCUUCAAUGGCGGCAACUGCACUGACCGAGAGCUGUCCUGUGACUGUCCACCUGGCUUUGCUGGACACCGGUGUGAGCAGGAGGUGGACGAGUGCAAGUCCAACCCCUGUCUGAAUGGCGGCUACUGCCGCAAUCUCAUCAACAAGUUUGUCUGCGUGUGUGACAUGAGCUUCGCCGGAGACACAUGCCAGACAGACUUGACCUCUGAGGGUUUGACCUCUGACCUCUUACUGUCCAUCAGUCUGGGGUCCAUCGUCCUGCUACUCAUUCUUAUCCUCACCUCCAUCAGCCUGGUGAUGGCGCUUAAUCGCCGUGCCACCCACGGCACCUACAGUCCCAGCCGACAGGAGAAGGAGGGAUCACGGGUGGAGAUGUGGAGCAUCACCCAGCCGCCACCAAUGGAGAGACUCAUAUGAGGUGCAGGUUUGGACUGUGUUUACAUGCGGAGUGAGAAUGCGGUGCUUGUUGCAAUGAAGGAGCUACUGUGAGAAACACACCUGAUAAUAGAUAUAGGUAUUACUUACUUAAAAAGAUUUCUGAACUCUGCAGAAUAUUUGCAAUAUUUGUGAACAUAGUCUUCCCCUUAUAGUACCUCCAUUGUAAAGUACAGCUGUUUUUCUUCACUUGCAUAUGCACAUGCCUGGAGACUGUAUGAGAUCUUGUGACACCCUUUUUGGGUAUUUGUAUCUCCCUGUGCGUCAGCCAUCUUCCUGCAAUGUUUUGCAUCUGGCCUCACCAUCCAGCAGCACAUCCAUCUAAAUGAAAAGAUUUGAGUUCAGAACGCAUCGAGUCUGUCUGAGCGUUUGUGUCUGAUCCAUAUUUUUAGGAUUGAUGGACCAGUGAGCACUAUUUGGGACACACAAAACACAUCGUCUUUAAAUCAGUGUUUUUCAAGGAUAAGGAGAGCAUUAUUCUAUAUUGUUAUUAUUCUUAUAAUUAUCAACAAAUCCCAUGAAAAAAUCAAAACCAAUGAUGUGUUAGUCCGUCUCUCAAAAACCCAUUGUUUCCUACGGAGGACAUAAAUAUUUAAAAACAUUUAAAAAGGCUCAGUAAUUCCCUUUAAGCACCUGAGCUCUACUUUUUAGCAAACAUUACACAAACAGAAGUAAAUAGUGCAUUUGUGAAGGACUAUUUUCAGACAUGGAUGAAUACACAUUUGGUGCUCAAGUGAGUAUUUACCGCAGCAGGACGGUGUUUGUGGUGAUUAUCUCAAAAUAAAUUACAGUGCCCAGAAUCAUUGUAGUGAAGGAACAUGUCAACCAGUGUAAAGAUGUGGCUCUCUGAUGUGUUUUUAACAGUUUUUAGACAGCAAUGAAGCUCUAGCACACAGAGGAAUAGGCUACAGCAGGGGUGGCAAAUAAGCCAAAUUUUUUUCAAGUCAUUAGAUAGUGGGCCAGAACAUCGUUAAUUGACCAUUUAUAUUCCAAUAAUUUGUGUGUGUGUGUGUGAUUAGCUCAGUUGGUAGUGCAGAGGACUCCUGUUUGCCGCUAGUAUUUUUCUCUUCCUUUUUCAACAAAUUGAUUGUGAAGAGAUCGUAUUACAUCUCACAAUUAAGCAUGUGCAGGAGUGUGUAGGCCUAUAUCCUAGCGAUUGGUCCACAUCAACCUAUCAAUGCUUAUUUUCAUGUCCUCAGUAUCUACAGGCAGAGGAAAUACCUGCUUUUCUCAUUCAGGGGAAUCCAAUCUCACAUUUUCUGACGUUUUUUUCAGAGGUGUGUUAAGCAAGCCAAAGACUCUUAUGAAU